Molecule: messenger RNA, 561 nt
Organism: Tremella mesenterica DSM 1558
Lineage: Eukaryota; Fungi; Basidiomycota; Tremellomycetes; Tremellales; Tremellaceae
Exons: 3
Coding region: 37-498 (153 amino acids)
Biological process (GO): proton motive force-driven ATP synthesis
Molecular function (GO): proton transmembrane transporter activity
Source: RefSeq, a predicted model, not a curated record
GAACCUACUCAAGUUGGAGACGAAGUAAGGAUCAAAAUGAUGCGUCCGGCUCUCCCACCCUUCCGACUGGCUGGUAGAAGAUACGCUAGCUCAUCACCGUUGACCAACCCUCAAGUCCAACGAGCUCUAGAAUUAGCCUCGACUGCCGCCCAGCAGACCGCUGCGACCGUUCAGCGGGUUUCGGGUCCUGUAGGAGCUCGAGUUGGAUCAGCUCUUGGAAGCUAUCGCGAACCCCUCACCUUCAACGCCAAAGUCUUCGCCUCCCUCUGUCGUCAAGUUUAUAUCGCCGAACGUCUCGCCCCACCUCUACAACUCUCCACGUGGGCUAACGCCUAUGCCAAAAUCUGGCAUUCGGCAACUUCACUCACUUUCUGGCGUUCGGCUUUGAGUUCCGGCGCAUGGGCGGGAUUGGGCAUAGCUGCGGUGGAAACUUAUGGUUUGUUCUGCCUUGGGGAGAUGAUUGGGAGGUUGCACUUGGUGGGAUACGCACUGCAUUAGAAGUCUCUGUCAGCGGGCUUUUGUGUAGAUUCCAUGAAGACGCUUGCAUGGAUUUUUCAUAAC